Dictyostelium purpureum is the source of this 993-nucleotide messenger RNA. RefSeq lists its product as uncharacterized. Gene Ontology annotation, cellular component: mitochondrion. Gene Ontology annotation, biological process: nucleotide transport; folate import into mitochondrion. The record is from RefSeq and is a predicted model, not a curated record. Bases 1 to 993 code for a protein of 330 amino acids. The transcript has a single exon. Lineage: Eukaryota; Evosea; Eumycetozoa; Dictyosteliales; Dictyosteliaceae. Gene Ontology annotation, molecular function: folic acid transmembrane transporter activity; FAD transmembrane transporter activity.
AUGGUAAAUGGAGAAGAAUUAAUAGAAAGUCAAACUUUGGUGGACGAAGAAGUCGAACUUAAAGGGAAAUUUAAUUUAAAAACAGAGUUAUUAGCAGGUACUUUAGCAGGUGUAUCAUCAUGUAUAUUAUUUUAUCCUUUGGAGUGCAUAGAGGCCAAACUACAGGUUCAAAGCAGUAUUCCCACAGGUACACAAGCAGCAGCGAAUAUAAUAAAAGAUAAGAAAAGACCCAUGAAUAUGGGUGUGUCUAUAGGUGCACAAAAUUCUAUAGGACCAGUUACAUUAGCAAAGAAUAUAUUAAGAACAGAGGGAAUCAAAGGAUUUUAUCAAGGGGUAUCACCAACAAUAUUAGGUAAUGCAGUUAAUUGGGGUGUUUAUUUUUCAAUUUAUCGUGCAACUAAUCAUUGGUGGAAUAUGCCCGAUAUAAAUGGCAAUGUUUAUGAAGGCCCAGCAUGGGUUGGUCAUUCAGUUUCAGCUAUUGCAGCAGGAUUUAUCACCACAGCAAUUGUUAAUCCAUUCUGGGUAUUAAAAAUUCGUUUAGCUACAACAAAAAAAUAUAGCGGUAUUGGGCAUGCAUUUCAUUCAAUUCUUCGUAGUGAAGGUGUAGGUGGAUUUUGGAAAGGUGUUGGUAUAUCAUUUAUUGGUGUCUCUGAAGGUUUAUUUCAAUUUGUUUCAUACGAAUAUAUAUUGGAUCAAAUAAGAGCCUCAAAUCAAAAUCACCAACUUUCAGUUGGAAACUAUUUGUUUGCUGGUGGUGCUGCAAGAUUUAUUGCAGGUUGUAUAACAUAUCCCUAUUUACUCAUUAGAUCAUCACUUCAAUCAGAACCAUGCCAAUAUAAAUCAAUGUCAGAAGCUAUUCGAGGUAUUUAUAAAUCUGAAGGUAUCAAAGGAUUUUAUAAAGGCAUAGGCCCAAAUUUAGCAAGAUCUGUUCCACCUGCCGCUUUUAUGCUCUAUAUAGUCGAAUUUUUUAGAAAUUUAUUAACCUCAUCAUAA